This is a messenger RNA of Neospora caninum, 1464 nucleotides long. RefSeq lists its product as hypothetical. The transcript is spliced from 11 exons. Lineage: Eukaryota; Apicomplexa; Conoidasida; Eucoccidiorida; Sarcocystidae. Gene Ontology annotation, cellular component: proteasome regulatory particle, lid subcomplex; nuclear proteasome complex; cytoplasm. The record is from RefSeq and is a predicted model, not a curated record. Bases 1 to 1464 code for a protein of 487 amino acids.
AUGGCGCACAACACAGCCUCGGCGAUUCUCAAGGAUGACGCGGACGGGUUGGGUGUGAACGAAGGGAAAAUGACGGAGGAUUUUAGCCAGGCAACGACUCAGCUGAUCGAGAAGAUAUCACAACUCCAAAAGACGACAUCUGUGGGCCCGACAAACCCCAUUUUCGACGAGUUGUUCGCUCUCGAGAAGAAGUGCAGACAGGCAAACGAUGGCGCAAGCGGUUCGCGUCUCUGCUGCUUCUACUUGCAAAAUCUGGAGGACUUGCGGAAAGCGGGAGAAGAGAAGAAAGGCGAUGGAGUGCCGAUGAUCAGCGUGACGUUUCUGUGCGACCAGUUGGUCGUCCUGUGUAAAAAGAGAGGCCAGCUGAAACGGACCAUCAGCGACAUCGUCAAGCUCGCAGUCAGCUGGUUACCCGAAAUGAAAAAGGAGGAUAAGAUCGAAAUGAUCGAGACGCUGAAGAAAAUCACCGAUGGGAAGAUCUUUGUCGAAGUGGAGAGAGCACGCCUCGUGUUGAUGCUCGCGGAGAUGAAGGAGGCUGAAGGCAAGAUCGACGAGGCCGCUACCAUUCUUCAGGAAGUUCAGGUUGAGACCUUUGGGGCAAUGGAGAGGCGCGAGAAGACGGAGUACAUUCUGAAGCAGAUGGCUCUGGUUCUGCGACGUGGAGACUUUAUCCGGUGCCAGAUUAUCAGCAAAAAAAUCAGCACAAAGUUGCUGGACAGUGACGAGAAUCUUCAGGAUUUGAAGAUCCGCUACUACUCGCUCAUGAUUGUCUACUACCUCCACGAGGGCCUGACUCUCGACUGCUGCAAGGCCUACCACUCCAUCUUCAAUACGCCGUCCGUACAGCAGGACAAAGACCAAUGGCUUCUGAGUCUCCAGUGCUACGUUCUUUUUCUGCUGCUCGCUCCCUUUGACGACGAGGUGCGACAACUCGCGCACGCCGUCCAGACAGCAGAGGCCAAGAAGCUGAAGGAGAUGCCCGUCUACGCACAACUGCUGAAAGACAUGACGACGGUGGAACUCCUCUCUUGGCCGCUCCCGUACGAGGCAACGCUGAAGGCGCACGAGGUGUUCCAAGACUCGCCGCACGAAGGAGGCGAAGGACGCUGGAAGCUUUUGAGACGCCGCGUUAUCCAACAUAACAUUCGAGUUAUUGCGACUUACUACAGCUGCAUCGAGAUGGGACGCGUCGCUUCCCUCCUCGACAUCACCAAAGAUGAGGCGGAAUCGGAGAUUUCUGAGCUGGUUUGCUCCAACUUUGUCGAGGCGAAGAUUGACCGACCCGCCGGCACCGUUGUGUUUGGCAAACGCAAGGGGACCUUCGACCGCCUCAACGCGUGGGCCACAGAUGUCACCAACCUCUUGGACCGCGUGGACUUGUGCUCGCAUCUGAUUCAAAAGGAGAGAAUGGUGCAUGCGGCUCGCGCAAAGAACGCUGCGCUGCUGGCUCGGAAUGCUAGCUGA